Perca flavescens (yellow perch) is the source of this 1175-nucleotide messenger RNA. Its product is annotated as membrane-spanning 4-domains subfamily A member 4A. The record is from RefSeq and is a predicted model, not a curated record. Bases 281 to 877 code for a protein of 198 amino acids. Lineage: Eukaryota; Metazoa; Chordata; Actinopteri; Perciformes; Percidae. The transcript has 7 exons. Gene Ontology annotation, cellular component: membrane.
GUUUACGUCGAGCACCUGAAGGCAGCAUCAUUUCACCUCUGGAGAGAAAUCAACGCUGUCAAAAGUUGGAAAGCUUAGCUCCACAUCUCCACCUGAAAAUACGAUUAAACUGCAGUGUGUGACCUCUGACCUCCACCAUGACUUCCACUUCCAUCACCACCGUGGGUGAAGUGACCGUGGUCACUCAGGUCUUUCCUAAGGGUGAAGCCCCGCCCCCUUCCACAAGACAGGCCCCGCCCCUUCCACCAGACAGGCCCCGCCCCCCGACCCCGCCUCCAAGAUGGACGACAUGACCGCCACCUUCCUGCGGGGGGCGCCACAUGUUCUCGGGGUGGUCCAGAUCUUCAUCGGUCUGCUGUGUCUCCUCUUCAGUCUGACUGCUGUCUUCUCCCCGGUCCUGAUCCUCCACGCUCCGCUCUGUGCCUCCGCCACCUUUGUGGUCUCUGGUUCUCUGGCCGUGGCGGCAGCGAGACGGACCUCAGUGGGACUGGUGUGUGCGUGCCUGGCGUGGAACGUGCUGAGCGUGGUGAUUGGUCUGGGGGGCGUGGCCUAUCUCUGCUGGCUGCUCUGUGAUAGGCCCCCCUCUCAGCGCAUCUGUGACACCCACAGCUUCUCCGGUCGCUGCUACGAAGAGCUGAGGGGGCUGGAUGUGAGUGUUUACGGUGUUCUGGGUGCCCUGCUGGUUCUGCUCGUCCUGCAGGUCUGUGUAGUCGUCACCGUCUGCGUGUUCUCCUGCAGAGCUCUUGCACGCCGCCACAGCUCCGCCCCCAUCAUGGUGGAGGUCGGUGACCGCGGCGCUCUGCUGUACGGCAGCGACGUCUCUCUGCUGGGCAGCGAGGGAGAGGAAGCCUCCACGCUGCCUGCCAAGUCCCCGUGAGAGGGAAAACUACAGUAAUCCUACAGGAGAGAGUACUCGCAUACUGGGACUCGGCCUGUCAUUGUAAUCUGUAAUCGUCUCUCCAGCUGUUUCUCUCUUUCAUCUGUUGUUAACAAUCGUUUUCAUGCUGCGCUGCAUUCUGGGUCGUUUGGGGGCUUAAUCUGCUCAAAGUUGGGACUGAGUUUAAAUGUGGAACAGAUAAUACUCUAGUGUUAAUUUCAACAAGUGUAAUUGUAGGCUACGUGUCCACUGUCAGCGUCAAAUCCACACUUUCUCAUUCAGCUGUCUAUGGGAGCAG